AUGAUGCACUGUGCGGGGUGCGAACGGCCCAUUCUGGAUCGUUUCCUGCUCAACGUCUUGGACCGAGCCUGGCACGCCAAGUGCGUCCAGUGCUGUGAAUGCAAGUGCAAUUUAACGGAAAAAUGUUUUUACAGGGAGGGCAAGAUCUACUGCAAAAAUGACUUUUUCAGGCGAUUCGGAACGAAGUGCGCUGGCUGCCUCCAAGGUAUCUCACCCAGCGACCUCGUAAGAAAAGCCAGGAACAAGGUUUUUCAUUUGAACUGCUUUACUUGCAUGGUCUGCAACAAACAACUUUCCACGGGAGAGGAGCUGUAUAUAAUUGACGAAAACAAGUUUGUUUGUAAAGAAGAUUACUUGAACAACAGCGUCAUUAAAGAAGUCAGUUUAAAUUCAGUGUCUUCAUGUACAGACAGAAGUCUGUCACCGGACCUCCAAGAUCCAGUACAAGAUGACACUAAAGAAACGGACAAUUCCACCUCCUCAGACAAGGAAACUAACAAUAACGAGAAUGAGGAACAGAACCUGGGCACCAAGAGGAGAGGGCCACGGACCACUAUAAAGGCCAAACAGUUAGAAACCCUUAAAGCUGCUUUCGUUGCCACCCCAAAACCCACCCGUCACAUCCGGGAACAGUUGGCGCAGGAGACCGGGCUGAACAUGCGGGUAAUCCAGGUGUGGUUCCAGAACCGAAGGUCCAAAGAGCGGCGAAUGAAGCAGCUGAGUGCGCUAGGAGCCAGGCGACAUGCUUUCUUCAGGGGCCCACGGAGAAUGCGGCCCCUAGGCGGCAGACUUGAGGACCCUGAAAUCCUGGGGUCGGGGCCGUACAGCUAUUAUGGCGAUUACCAAGGGGACUACUAUGGCCCUGGUGGCAACUAUGAAUUCUUCCCACAUGGUCCCCCCUCUUCACAGGCUCAGUCUCCUGCCGAGUCUGGCUACAUCCUGAGCUCCGGGCAGGGGCCACUGGAGGGUCCCAUGUCGGGCCACCACUCAUCAGACAACCAACGCUACACGGACAUGAUCUCCCAUGCCGACUCUCCCAGCCCGGAACCUGGCCUCACAGGACCCCUGCACCCCAUCCCGGGGGAGGUUUUCACUGGGGGGCCUAGUCCACCUUUCUCCCUGGCCAGCAACUCCAGCUACAGUGCCCCUCUGUCGCACUCUGGCCAGGAGAUGGGUGAAACAGCUGUUUGGUAGAUUAUCUAGUAGACACUGGUACUGGUACAGUGUUAGAUGUACAGUAGGGGAAAAAAAGAAACUGCUGCCUGCUAUUCUGGAAAUGGAAGGGGUUGGAAGUUGCCCCAGUCCAAAUAGCUGCCAACUCCCCAACCUCUACUCAGCCAAAACCUUCCCAUUGCUCCUAUGGGUGGACUGAAGGAGUUGAAUGUGUUGUAGUUUGGACAAAACACCCAUAAGACAAGGAGUACAUAACAGCAGGCUUUGUUCCUUCUUAAUUUUCACGACCGAUAAAUUGCUUUCCGUCUGGACCUCAGCAAUUUACAGAAAAGAUGUGGAGGACUGAGAAGAACUGCUGUGCAUAUAAUAGCCCCAUUUUCAUCCAUUUUGUUUGUGGUCCAUAAGUCUGUUUGAACCAAGUCAGUAUGAACAUUUUAUUGAAAUUAAUUUGAACAGUAUUCUGUUUUCCAGGGCCUUGCAUAAUCCAGGGAAGUGCUUUAACAGUAUGUUAAUUAAGGGAAACCUCAUCAAGUGACUAGGUAGCUAAAGGCUUAACCCCCAAGACUUAAAAAAAAAACAGAGGGAAAGUCACUAAAUGAAUUUGGAAUGUGAAGUAACACCAGCGACAGCAAUGUGUCAAUUAUCUAGCUAAUGAAAAUGUACGGUAGUACACAUCAACCGCAUAUUCAAUUAAAACUAGAAGAUAGGCGUUGCAGCUGUUGCUGCAAUUUAUGUUAUGUGUUAAAGGUAUCUCCCUGAUGAACUAAUAAGACCUUGCUUGAAUCUGCUGUCAUUUACAGAGUGAUGUCAUACAAGAAGACACAUUGGGUGCAGUCAGUACCACUGACCUCAUGGGAGGAUAUUUCAUGACCACCAUAACAAGAGCCAUUCCAAUUCUUAGUGAGCUGUGGUUACUUUGGUGUACCCUGCAAGAUCUCUUUUGCAAAAUACACAUAGCAGAGAAGGCAUUUACCUUGUUUCAUAGACAGAAACCACAGAGCAUUGAGAAAUUGAAAUAAGAACAUAACAUGACUGUUAAACCUCUGGCACUUAACUGCAUUGGUUUUGUAUUUUUAAUCCUCAUUUCAUAAAAAUGGAGAUGUGCCUACUUACAUUAGAAACAACAAAAUGGUGGACAGUACAGAUUCCUCAAGUGGUCCACGAAAGUAAUAAUCUUCACUGCAGAGCGAGCUUGGUUGGCAAAAAUGUGAGGUUUCAUCACGGUUUUCAUUAGCAUAGAAAAAACAAAUCUCUAUUGCUAGGAGAGAAGAGGCAGCUUCACUGACUUGCGAAGAACUGUAAGCUUCAUUUCAUCAUCAAAGGUCGCCUUGCAGUGUAUGCUUGUUAAUAAAUAUGAUGAGUUCACUCCUGA
This is a messenger RNA of Anguilla anguilla (European eel), 2545 nucleotides long. It is a transcript of the gene lhx5, whose product is annotated as LIM homeobox 5. Gene Ontology annotation, molecular function: DNA-binding transcription factor activity, RNA polymerase II-specific; RNA polymerase II transcription regulatory region sequence-specific DNA binding. Gene Ontology annotation, biological process: regulation of transcription by RNA polymerase II; neuron differentiation. NCBI's taxonomy places the organism in Eukaryota, Metazoa, Chordata, Actinopteri, Anguilliformes, Anguillidae. The transcript has 5 exons. The record is from RefSeq and is a predicted model, not a curated record. Bases 1 to 1194 code for a protein of 397 amino acids. Gene Ontology annotation, cellular component: nucleus.